CUCGACGACUGGCAUGGAUCGGGUUGCCUACAGUGGCCAUGGCGAUCUCCCGCUCAACGUGGCGCGCCUCGUGGAGCGUUCCGACGGCCAAGCGCCAAUUCGCUGCGUGCGCCUCACACACGCUGCGAAUUCAGCAAUGAUCCUCUGCGCCGGCUGGACGGCCCGCGCCAACGACGACGACGAGGUGCGCGAUGUGCAGCUACCGCCAUGGAUGUUGCACGUGCUUGGCAUGACGCACGGCGCCAAUGGCCUCGUGUGCAAGACCAUCGAUGUGCCAGAAGACGUCGCCGAGUCCAUUGUCAUCGAGCCGUUGGGUGCAUUUCCGCUGCAACGCGGGUCGCCAUUGCUGCCGCAAGUGCUCGUCGACAACACGCUCGACCUCUCGACGACUUUUGGCCGCCAAGUCGCGUACGUCAGCGCCGGUCAUACCGUCGCAGUCCUGGUUCUCGGUCUGCCGUACCUCUUUCGUGUGCAUGCGAUUGCGACAGCGACCAACCCAGCGGCGCCCCUUGCACGCGUCGGCCGCGCCACCUUGGUCCAACUUGCGCAGUCCACGGACGCCUCGUCGACGCUCGCCAAGAGCAGCAGACAGCUCGACGAGGUAUGGGCGUCGCAUCCGUGGCGAGAACGCAUCGAGCGCCAUGGUUUUGCCGGCUACGAAAAUACCGUCGACGACGUGCUCUUCCACCUCCGUCUCGUGCUUCUCACGUCGUCCGAGUACGUCGCGUCCCACGGCCUGCUCGUGCGCGGUGUCCACGGCGUAGGCAAGACGCUCUUGCUCCAAGCGCUCGGAGCGCAGCUCCGAAGCCUCGGGAUCCCCGUCGUGUACCUCGAGGGCAUGUCGUUGAUGCUCGAGUCGGCCGUGACGACGGCGUUUCCAUCCCCGACAGCCUUCUUGGCCCACAAGCUCCAGUCGUUGGCAGACUUUGGUGUCCUUUUGCUCGACAAUGUCGAAGCAUGCUUUGAAGAGAACGAAGUGUCGCCCAUGGGUCGCAGCCUCCUCCAGGUGCUCGAUUCGAUUGGCUCGAGGCGCGUCGUCGUCGUCGCGUCAUCGACGAUCGGUCUUCCUGCGUCGGCCACGCGUGUCGGGCGACUCGAGCGUGAAUUGGAGCUGCCCGUGCCGAGUGAAGUGUGCCGGCAAGCAAUUCUGCGCCGGCUGCUCCUCGCGGCGGCGCUGGACGCGCCUCACAACGACGUAGCCCAUCGUGUGGCGCUUGCGACCGGCGGCUACGUCGCCAAGGACCUUGUCCGCGUCUGCCGGUAUGCACUCGCCUCGUCCAAGCUCCAGGAGGCACCGACUGUCGUGUGGCAAGACUUUGUCAAGGCGCUCGGGGUGACGACGCCGUCGCAGCUCCAAACCCUCAACGUGCAGGCGCCGGGCGCGGCCUUGGCGAGCUGGACGCUGUUUGCAGGGUAUUCGGCGCUCAAGAACCGCCUCCUCGAGCUCAUCUCAUACCGCUUUGAGCGAAAAGAAGCGCUUGCGGCCCUCGGUGUGCAGAGUGUCUCGGGCAUUCUGCUGUACGGUCCGUCGGGCUGCGGCAAAACGACGCUCGUGCGUGGCCUCGCGGCCAAGUGCAACGCCAACUUUGUGCGCGUCCAGUCAUCCGACCUUUUGUCCAAGUACUUUGGCGAGACGGAAAAGUCGAUCCGAGACGUGUUUGCACGGGCACGAGCGUCGGCGCCGUGCAUUUUGUUUUUUGACGAACUCGACGCGAUCGCAGAGAAGCGAGCGUUCGACAGUUCUGGCGGCGGCAGCAGCAGCAGUGUCUACGCCCGCGUCUUAUCCACGCUGCUCAACGAAAUGGACGGCGUUGGCGGGCAAGCGUCCGAGGUGAUUGUGAUGGCCGCUACCAACCGCAAGGAUGCACUUGAUGCGGCUCUUGUGCGACCGGGCCGCAUUGACCAAGCCCUUGAAGUUGGGUACCCCGAUCAAAACGACCGCCUCGCCAUUUUCGAAUCGUACACGCGUCGCAUGCCAUUGGCAGAGGACGUCGACGUCGCCGCUCUCGCAUCGACGCCGUUUGAUUUGCGCAGCGAUUUGAGCAAGAUGGAGCGGGCAGCGCACAUGACAGGCGCCGACAUUGGCGCCAUCUGCAAAGCCGCCGCCUUCCACGCGCUGCGCCACGAUGUCGAUGCAGCGUCUGUAGCGAUGGCACACUUUCGAGCCGCGAUCGCCUCGCGCCUCGAGCGCGUCUAAGGCUCUGUGCCCUCUUCUACCUUAAUACUGCUGCUGUUGGUCUUGGCG
This is a messenger RNA of Saprolegnia diclina VS20, 2245 nucleotides long. RefSeq lists its product as hypothetical. Lineage: Eukaryota; Oomycota; Saprolegniomycetes; Saprolegniales; Saprolegniaceae. The coding region runs from base 14 to 2197 and encodes 727 amino acids. Gene Ontology annotation, molecular function: ATP hydrolysis activity; ATP binding. The record is from RefSeq and is a predicted model, not a curated record. The transcript is spliced from 9 exons.